This is a messenger RNA of Malus domestica (apple), 3662 nucleotides long. RefSeq lists its product as uncharacterized. Gene Ontology annotation, biological process: positive regulation of transcription by RNA polymerase II. NCBI's taxonomy places the organism in Eukaryota, Viridiplantae, Streptophyta, Magnoliopsida, Rosales, Rosaceae. Gene Ontology annotation, cellular component: nucleus. Gene Ontology annotation, molecular function: RNA polymerase II transcription regulatory region sequence-specific DNA binding; histone binding; chromatin binding. The record is from RefSeq and is a predicted model, not a curated record.
UUGGAUAAUUUUAAAUAGUUUAUAUCCUUAACUUGCCAAAAAAUUAAAAAAAAAAAAAAAAAAUUGAGGAGUUCAGAAUUCUAAAUCAGGUGAUAGUGGCAGUUUACCCCUUCUACUCUUCCUCAAAAAUCAACCCGACGUUUCCUAUUUCCUCCCAAAUACAAAUCUCUCCGACUCUUUCUGAAACCCUAAUUUUUCCCCCUUUCACAAAUCCCAUCUUUUCCGGAUUUAAGGGUUUAUUUUUUUGUUAAAUUUCGAUUCACCUUUAGGCUCGAUUUUGGGUUUGCAAUUCCUCUAAUCCAAAUCUGAACCAGGGAUUUGCGAAAUUUCUAGGGUUUUGAGUUGAUCUGAGGCCGUGCAUGGCGAAAGGUACGGAUGCUGAGGAGUUCGUGCUGAUGUCUAAGGUCCGGGCGGGGCUGAAACGCGAGUUCGCGUUUGCGUUGAAGGCCCAGGCUGAAAUCUCUGGCUCUUUGGGGCGGACUCGGGGCAGUAGGGCCCAGAACGGCGACUGUAAGAGGAUGAAGACGGAGGAGCGCAGCCGUGGUGAUGGUGACGAGAAAUUGGGGGGUGGGGAGAUUGGGGAGGGCGAGAAUGUGAACGUUAAGGAGGAAUUGGAGGAGGCUAUGAGCGAAGAGGAUGCGAAAAGCGAUGUGGUGGACGUCAUGAGCGACGAUGAGCCAAAAUUCCAUGGGGGCGAGUCUGUGCCCAGCGAGAGGGUUGGGGAAGACGAGUUGAAGCACGGUGUGGUGGAGAUGGCAGUAGAUGACGAGCCCCAGACUGGUUGCAUUGGCGAUAGUCAACCAGAAAAGCAUUUGGUGGAUGAAAAGGAGGAAGGGGAGGUGAGUGAGAAGCCUCCAAGGAGGUUUACUCGGUCAGCGUUGAAGCUUGAGGCAGAAAAAAUGCAGAAUUUACCUGCGGUAGGUUGUACCAAGGAGAUGGCAGUAGAUGACGAGCCCCAGACCGGUUGCAUCGGCGAUAGUGAACCCGAAAAGCCUAUGGUGGACGAAGAAGUUCCUGUUUUAGUUGAGAACAGAAAUGUUAAGGUGGAAGAGGAGGUGAUUGAGAAGCCUCCGAGGAGGUUUACUCGGUCAGCAUUGAAGCUUGACGCAGAAAAAAUGCAGAAUAUACCUGCCGAAGGUUGUACCAAACAGAUAGAUUCGGGGAUACAGAAAAGCCCUUUUGUUACUCCAAUGAAACUUGAUACAAAAAUGCCGAGUAUGGUGAGGAAGUUCAGUAAACUGAAAGAACUUCUUGACACCGGUAUUCUUGAGGGGCAGCCAGUCAAGUACCUUAGAGGAUCAAAGGUAAGAGAGUCUGGAGAAACAGGGCUUAGGGGAGUGAUUAGGGGCUCUUCUAUAUUGUGUCACUGUGAUUCUUGCAAAGGAACAGAAGUUAUUACACCUCCUGUGUUUGAGCUGCAUGCGGGUAGUUCAAUUAAACUUCCUUCGGACCAUAUUUAUCUUGAGAACGGGAAGACCCUUCGGGAUGUCAUGACCAUAUGCGAAAAUUCUCCCUUGGAAACUUUGGAAGAAGCUGUCCGACUUGUUAUUGGUUGCUCAUCUAUAAGCAAAUGUAUGAUCUGUCUCAAUUGCAAAGAUUCUAUUGACAAAGACCGGACAAGGUCAGCAGUGCUACUUUGUAGCUCAUGCAUGGAGUUAAAAGAGUCUGGAGCUAGGCCUGCUGUAGGUGCUAAACAGAGUGACGAAUCAUCAAAGCUGGUUUCAGGUCCAAAUAGUCCUGAUACCUUGUCAAAGUGUAGCUCACCAGAGCAGGUUACAGUUCCAAAGCAUCCAUAUAUGCCAAAGGGUAGCUCAUCAAAGCCAGUUAAAGUUCAAAAGCAUCCUCAUGACGUGCCAAAGUGCCGCUCGUCAGAAAGUAAAAGUCAGGGAAGAGUAACCAAAAAGGAUCUUCGGCUGCACAAGUUGGUUUUUGAGGAAGAUUGUUUGCUGGAUGGCACAGAAGUAGGCUAUUUUUCCAGGGGAAAGAAAAUGUUGGUUGGUUAUAAAAAGGGUCCUGGCAUUGUUUGUGGUUGCUGCAGUGAUGAGGUCAGCGCCUCGACAUUUGAAGCUCAUGCUGGUUUUAAGUCACGUCGCAAGCCUUACAUGAACAUUUACACAUCUAAUGGGGUAUCUCUCCAUGAAUUGGCAUUAUCUCUCUCUAGUCGUCGGAAGUGGUCUACCAAGCAUAAUGAUGACCUAUGCUCCAUCUGUGAAGCUGGUGGAGAUCUCUUAUGCUGUGAUAAUUGUCCAAGGGCUUUUCACAAAGAGUGCCUUUCUCUAACAAGUGUCCCUGGCGAUACUUGGUACUGUAAGAAUUGCCAGACUAUGUUUGAGAAAGAAAAAUAUGUGGAGCAUAAUCCCAAUGCUGUUGCAGCUGGAAGGGUUGCAGGGGUCGAUCCCAUAGAACAAAUAACCAACAGAUGCAUUCGUAUUGUCACUACUUUCGAUGAGAAACUUGGUGGAUGUGCACUGUGCAGUAGCCAUGAGUUCAGCGGCUUGGAUUUUGGUCCUGGCACCGUUAUUUUGUGUGAUCAGUGUGAAAAGGAGUAUCAUGUAGGUUGUUUGAAAGAUAAAGGAAUUGAAGAUAUGAAGGAAAUACCGAAAGACAAGUGGUUCUGUUGCUCAGAUUGCUUCAGGGUUCAUUCAGCUUUGCAGAAGUUGGUAGCUCAUGGGGAACAGAAGCUUCCAGACUCCCUUCUGAAUGUUGUAAGGAAGAAGCACAAUAAGAAAGGUCCGGAGAGUGGAGCUAAUCUUGAUAUAAAAUGGAGGGUGCUUAAUGGGAAAAUGUCUACUGAUGAUGAAAGUGUGCAGUUGCUUUCCAAGGCUCUUGAAAUCUUCCAUGAUCGUUUUUCCCCAAUAAUUGAUCCUACUUCACGCCAGGACUUUAUCAAAGAAAUGCUUUAUGGAAGGACCAUCCAGACCCAAGAUUUCGGUGGGAUGUACUGUGGAAUAAUUACAGUAAACCAAUUGGUCGUGUCAGCUGGAAUGUUUCGUAUCUAUGGAGCCGAAGUGGCAGAGCUUCCUUUAGUGGCAACAUGUGCUGAUUUGGAAGGACAGGGUUACUUCCAGAUCUUGUUUUCAUGUAUUGAGAGGCUUCUUGCAUUUCUAAACGUGAAAAGCCUUGUGCUGCCAGCCGCUAGCGAGGCAGAAUCAAUAUGGAAAAAUAGAUUUGGUUUUGAGAAGUUAACCCAAAAUGAGAUACAUGAUUACAGGAAAAGUUACCAAAUGAUGAUCUUCCAAGGGACUAACAUGCUGCGGAAGCCCGUCCCCAAGUGCCGAAUCCUUAGGUCACAUAUAAGCAACUGAAUGUCGGAUCAUCUAGAUCUUCCGUUUUGACCGUGAUGUAAAUGACUCCCUUGUCUUUUGGUGUACAGAAAGAGCAGAAAUAUACAUCGACCUUACAGGCUUGUUUUUGUCUUUCGGGUAGCAAAUAGAAUUUUAGAGGGAUUUCAGUUUCGGCGACGGAAAGUCGCAGUAGGUUUAUGAAGAGACCUACGGAAAGUCUCUUGGAACUUUGCUAUUCAUGGCACUGUUAUUUCUGCUUCUGGGCAUGGGAUUCCAUUUUUUGCUGAUACUUUUGUUCAUGGAAUUUCACUUUGAGGAAUUUUGCUUCUAAAGUUUGACGUUUGCUCGCCUAUUUUACAUACUCUAUUUGCAUCUAAA